UUUUACGGCGCCAGAAAAGAAGCCUGUGGAAAGAGAUUGAGUUGUCGGAGGGGGCAGAAGCGGAAUAUAUAACUUAUAAAUCAGAUCAGUGGUGGACAUAAUACGCGGAUAAUUCGUGGAGGGAGAGGAAGAGAAGUGUACACCGGAAUUCGAGAGCAUCAGUGCAGCCAUGGCUUCACACAACCUGAGCGGAGUUAAACGGGAUGAAAAGGGGAGAAACAUCCAGGUGGUCGUCAGAUGCAGGCCCUUCAACACGAUGGAGCGCAAGUCGUCCUACGGGGUCAUCGACUGCGAGCCAAACAGGAAGGAGGUGAUGGUGAAGACGGGAGGGAUGAACGACAAGGCGUCACGAAAGACUUACACAUUCGACAUGGUUUUUGGUCCGGCUGCCAAGCAGAUUGAAGUGUACAGGAGUGUCGUUUGCCCCAUUCUGGAUGAAGUCAUCAUGGGAUACAACUGCACCGUGUUUGCCUACGGUCAGACUGGAACAGGAAAGACGUUCACCAUGGAGGGGGAGAGGAGUCCAAACGAGCAGUUCACCUGGGAGGAGGACCCUCUGGCCGGUAUCAUCCCCAGAACGCUGCACCAGAUCUUUGAGAAGCUCUCUGAGAACGGCACCGAGUUCUCAGUCAAAGUCUCCCUGCUGGAGAUUUACAACGAGGAGCUGUUCGACCUGCUCAGCCCCAGCGAGGACGUCAACGAGCGGCUGCAGCUCUUCGACGACCCGCGCAACAAGCGAGGCGUGGUGGUGAAGGGUCUGGAGGAGGUGACGGUUCACAACAAAGAUGAAGUCUAUCAGAUCCUGGAGAGAGGAGCGGCCAAGAGGAGGACGGCCUCCACGCUCAUGAACGCCUACUCCAGUCGCUCCCACUCGGUGUUCUCGGUCACCAUUCACAUGAAGGAGAUCACUCUGGAUGGAGAGGAGCUGGUGAAGAUCGGCAAACUCAAUCUGGUGGAUCUCGCCGGCAGCGAGAACAUCGGCCGCUCGGGCGCGGUGGACAAGAGAGCUCGCGAGGCGGGAAACAUCAACCAAUCCCUGCUGACGCUGGGCAGAGUGAUCACCGCCCUGGUGGAGAAAAGGCCUCACGUCCCGUACAGAGAGUCUAAGCUGACCAGAAUCCUGCAGGACUCGCUGGGGGGACGAACGAAAACCUCCAUCAUCGCCACCGUGUCGCCUUCCUCCAGCAACCUGGAGGAGACCCUGAGCACGCUGGAGUACGCCAGCAGAGCCAAGAACAUCAUGAACAAACCCGAGGUCAACCAGAAACUCACCAAGAGGACGCUCAUCAAGGAAUACACGGAGGAGAUCGAGCGUCUGAAGCGUGACCUGGCCGCCACUCGAGACAAGAACGGAGUUUAUCUGUCGGCAGAAAACUAUGAGAGCAUGAUGGGUCAGAUCGCCGCCCACGAGGAGCACACGGUGGAGUACACCGACAGGAUCGCUGCCAUGGAGGAGGAGCUCAAGAAGGUGACCGAGCUGUUCACGGACAGUAAAACCAGACUGGAGCAGUGUACCGUAGACCUGGACGAGAAGCAGCAGAGGCUGGAGGAGACCUGCCAGGACCUGCAGCAGACCAAAGAGAAGCUGAGUCAGGAGGAGUUCGUCUGCUCGGAGCUCAGCUCAGCCCAGGAGAGCCUGUACAGCACAGCAGGACAGCUGCUGAGCACUGUGGAUGUGAGCACCGCUGACGUGUCGGGUCUCCACGACAAGCUGGACAGGAAGAAAAAGGUGGAGCAGCACAACAGGCAGAUCCAGCAGAGCUUUGCUCAGCGGAUGGAUGGAGCGUUCAGCACCAUGCAGCGCCGCCUUCAGCAGCAGGAGAGCAAACAGCACGACAUGCUGAGCAGCUACUCACAGGCCAUCGACGGUUUGCUCGUGAUGAAUCAGGUGGCGCUGAAGGGGGCUCUAACCACCAUGGAGUCCUUCGCCGGUGGAGUCGGGAAGCUGGUGGCCGAGGGCGUCGGCCGCUGUCGGGACAAAGUGCAGCAGCAGGAGGCGCUGUGUGCGCAGGACAAGGAGAGCCUGAUGCAGCUGCUGGAGGAGCAUCGGCAGGACAUGGAGGACGUCCUGGUGUCUCGGACUCUGAUGGGGCUGUCGGCUGUCCAGCAGCUCAAAGACGGCCUGAGAGCCACAGUGGAGACGCAGCGAGCUCUGGCGGACAAGGUGGAGGCGAUGAAGGAGGUGGGAGCGUUCUUCAACGGCUUGGUUCAGCAGCUGGCCGGGCUGCGACUGGCCGCCGUGGAGGGUCUGAGCUCACUGCAGGCUGAGCAUGACAAGCUGGAGGACGAGGUCAGACAGGCGCAGGAGAGGCACCAGACGGGUAUGAAGCAGACCAUCCAGUGCCUGCAGAACCAGCUCAACCUGCUCACCAUGGAGGCCCAGAGGGACUACACUGAUCUGCGCUCUGCCUCCAAAUCCCUGCAGAAACCUCUACAGAUCCUGCAGGAGAACCUCAGCAGCGGUUGCUGCGCAGUGGAGCAUCAGGCCUCGGCCCAGGCGGACCUCCUCUCCUCCACUUCCUCCUCUUUGGCCUCCUCCCUGCGUCUGUCGGCCGACGAGAGCCAGCAGGCGCUGGAGGAGAUGACGGGCUGCUGCUCCCACAUCCACAGCUCCGUGUCGGGUCUGGUCGAACGUGACUUCCAGUGGAGCUCCAGAGUCAAGGAGCAGGCCGAGACUCAAGCCCGGGAACAUCUAUCCUUGAUGGGGCUUAUUUCCGCUGAAGUGGAGACGCUCCAUCAGAACGUCGAGACGCGAUGCACUGAACAGCUCCGCACGGCCGAGGAGGAGCUGUCCGGUCGGCAGGAGGAGGUGGAGGGGGCUCUGAUGGGCGUGCAGAACCAGACCUCCCUGGACAGGACUGUCCUGGACCAGAACUUGGCUGAGCUCCAGGACCACAUGGAGAAUAGCCAACAGCUGGUCCACAACUUCCUGCAGGAAGAGCUGCAGCAGGACGUUCCCACCGGUGCAACCCCUCAGCGUCGGGAGUUCGUGUAUCCGAGGCAGCUGAUGAAGUCGCGGAGCCGCUGCGAGCUGCUGGAGAGCCUGAGGAGGCAGCAGGAGGAGCUGCAUGCUGCCCUGGAGGAGGAGGAGGAGCUGGAGGAGGAGGACAGACACAGCCAGGUUGACCUCGACUCUCAGGAGGACGAGCUGAGUACUUGUAACGAAAGCGUGGCCACAGAACCUUCCUUCAUCGACGAGAACCUCGUCUUCAACGAGAGCAACCGCCUUCCCUUCUUCAAGCAAAAGAAGGGGGGCAAGAAGGAGACGAAGAUCCCUUCCAGGUCAAAAGCGCCAGAAAGCGAAGUUGCACCAUCGCCUCAGAAAUCCAGACUGCCCCUCCGCUGCCUAAACUAAACCAUUUCAAUGAUCUCUCACACUGUGUUAUCGUUGUCUGUCUGUCAUACUUUUAACCAUUUUGUCUUCCUAUACUUGUUUUAUACUUUUGUUAAUUAUUAAUUCCCUUAAAUAAAAUUUAAGAACAUG
Messenger RNA from Chelmon rostratus (copperband butterflyfish), 3484 nucleotides. RefSeq names its product kinesin family member 11 (gene kif11). Gene Ontology annotation, biological process: mitotic spindle assembly; microtubule-based movement. The transcript has 27 exons. Gene Ontology annotation, cellular component: spindle microtubule; nucleus. Lineage: Eukaryota; Metazoa; Chordata; Actinopteri; Chaetodontiformes; Chaetodontidae. The coding region runs from base 170 to 3355 and encodes 1061 amino acids. The record is from RefSeq and is a predicted model, not a curated record. Gene Ontology annotation, molecular function: microtubule binding; plus-end-directed microtubule motor activity; ATP binding.